Rodentolepis nana is the source of this 237-nucleotide messenger RNA. The record is from the annotation of a GenBank genome assembly. Lineage: Eukaryota; Metazoa; Platyhelminthes; Cestoda; Cyclophyllidea; Hymenolepididae.
AUGGCUCCAGUGAUGUUAACUAUCCUGCAGAUCAAUGGCUCCAAGUCUUCACCUGGAACUAUCCUGGAGAUCAAUGGCUCCAAGUCUUCACUGAUGUUAGAUCAAUGGCUCCAAGUCUUCACUGAUAGGGCAUACAUAGAAAACCAAGCAAACAUUGGUGCGGGCGCCUUUUCUGAACUCUCCUAUUUCUACGCAGCAGCCGAACACAACAUAGAUCCGCUUUUGAAGGAGAAAUAG